GCCCUUGUUCUAGCGUUUUGGCGCCCUUGUUGUUUGCCCCAAUCUGGAUCUUUGGCAUGGAGGGGAGCUCCCGGCGUGAGAGGCACUGAUCUUGAGGUUUCUGGAGCAAACGCUAUGGAUGCCUUCCAGCAGCCUCCGGGCGACAAGCCUGAGGAGCACAACCCCCAGCAAGGAUUGGGUCAAUCGAUCUGGCAAACGACUCAAGAACAGCCAUUGUUUCAAAAAAUUGAAGCUUCCGGACCUUCGCAGGCGCAGCUAAGCGGGAGAAAACUCGUCAGGCAGCUCGAUUUUACGGCUUCCAUAAAGCCACAAAAAGGAGAAACUUUUGCAAAGAAAUCCAAGCAGUGCAAUUGCAAGAACUCUCGCUGUUUAAAGCUGUACUGUGAAUGCUUUGCUUCUGGUGUUUAUUGCGAUGGAUGCAACUGCUUGAAUUGCUGGAACAAUUCCGAGAAUGAGAAAGUAAGGCAGGAAGCUGUGGAGCUAGCUCUAGAGCGGAAUCCCAAUGCUUUUCGACCGAAGAUUGGCAGCAGUCCUGGAGUCCAGGAACUUGUACGAGAGCCUCAAGCGACCGUAGCCAGGCACAACAAAGGUUGCCAGUGCAAGAAAUCCGGCUGCUUAAAGAAGUACUGCGAGUGCUUUCAGGCCAACAUACUCUGCUCGGAGAACUGCAGAUGUGUGGAUUGUAGGAACUUCGAUGGCAGUGAUGAGCGGAGAAUACUGCCUCAUGAUCUUCUCUCCCCGCCAGCGAGCAGCGGCAGCGCUGCCUCUGCGUCAACUGGAUUGUUGAGCUGCCCGCCGUCGUCUCCAACAGCUGCCAAGAAAAGAAGAACACAAGAUCUUGUAUUUAUAGGCCACUCGCUGAAAGAACAGCCGUCUCGAGCGACGCAGGCGCAAGUGAACGCUUUAAGAGCAGCUAACAGCCUGCUCAGCACCACCUUGGGAGGCCCAGGACUGCAAACUUCUCCUGCAGUAAGGUCGAUUCGCGGAUCACUCUUAACGGGAGUUGUGCAACCUGAGGUGGUGGAGGAGCUUUGCAAGUUGCUCGUGAUUGUCUCUGCCGAGACAGCCAAAACGUUUCUUGAAUCCACGAAGUCGCAACAAGGAGAGCAGGCUCGACAACGAGAUGUGGAAGAGAAAGACCAAGAGGAGUCCGCGAGAGACUCCGAAGCAACCUCCGCAAUGGCUAGGAACCAGCGCGAGCUCUCGCCGGGAACGCAAGCUCUUAUGUGCGACGAGCAGGACCUUGGCUCGUCGUGCAAGGAGCAAAGCCCAGAAGAGAGCAGCAUGCGCUUGUGUGCCGAGCAGGAGCGACUGAUUCUCAUGGACUUCCGUGAUUGCCUGAAGAAGAUCAUCGCGGUUGGAAGGAAGCGAGCCUCGCUCUUCUCCGCGGAGAUGGCGAGAACGGAGAUGCUGGCGGCGUCGCGAGCUCGAGGAAUGUCACCAGUAGCAACAGCCAGUCCGAUGGAUGGCCAAACUCUUCCACAACCAGUUCCUGGGUCUAGUUCCAAGCAACCAGCGGUAUCUAGCGGCUCGCAGCUCUAACGAUUCCUUGUCUCCGGAGGCUCCAAUUAUUCGUUUGACACCUCACAGCCGUGAGGAUCAUCAGAAAGUUAUAUGCUACGAGUAUGGAUUCACAAUCUCGCUGUCUGUAUCUCCGACCAUCCAGUCUUCCAGGACUCCCUAUAAUAUAUCAAAGAAGAAAGUUUUAGCGA
Messenger RNA from Selaginella moellendorffii, 1712 nucleotides. Its product is annotated as protein tesmin/TSO1-like CXC 6. Bases 115 to 1542 code for a protein of 475 amino acids. NCBI's taxonomy places the organism in Eukaryota, Viridiplantae, Streptophyta, Lycopodiopsida, Selaginellales, Selaginellaceae. Gene Ontology annotation, cellular component: nucleus. Gene Ontology annotation, biological process: regulation of DNA-templated transcription. The transcript is spliced from 11 exons. The record is from RefSeq and is a predicted model, not a curated record.